Messenger RNA from Porites lobata, 7319 nucleotides. The record is from the annotation of a GenBank genome assembly. Lineage: Eukaryota; Metazoa; Cnidaria; Anthozoa; Scleractinia; Poritidae.
UGUAAUUUAACUGAAGCAAUAAGCGAUAUUGUCUUUGAAUAUUUUCUAGUGUCAACCAGCUCCAACCGAAUAGAAGUUCUUAGUAAGGAAGCCACUGUUGCCCUUUCUGUUGUUGGAGCAAUCCUGUUCCUCUGUAUCGUCCUGGGGUUCGCCUUCUUUUGCUUUAUACGCCAUCAGCAGAAGGAGAUUAUGGAGUAUCGUAAUCAGCUUUUUCCAGUAUACACUGGAAAACACCAGGUAAAAUACCAUGUAAAACGAGCUUAAAUUGAAGCUACUACAUAACAACCAGUGCCCGCUUGGAUGCUGCAACUUAUUUUGUCUGAAAAUGAUGUUUGUUGGAAUAAAACAUUUAUCGUCAGUGCCGGUUAACGUCCUUCGCAAAAUGCACCAGUCUGUUCCGCAAAAAUAGUCACGACUUUUUUUUUUCAACCUACCGUGAACGAGGUGCCGAGUUUCUUUGCGGAGUGGCCAUAAAUCUAAGUCUACUUUUCAAACCUAAACUGGCUUUUGUUUAUUCUUUGACUCGAUUCAAAAAGUGAUCCAUUGCCCUGAAAUGGCCUUCUAAAUUCAGGUAAUACUCAUGAACCAAACAGUUUCCUGUUGGAGGGAAUAAACUUACCAUUGCUCAGACUAAAUAGGUCCCCAUUGUAUACGUUAAGUAAUAAAUUAUUUUUUGAUUGUUUUAGAUUGACCCUAAUAUUACACUGCUUGAACAAUGUAAUGAUCUGCCUUAUGACCCUGAUUUCGAGUUUCCUGAGGACAAGCUCAUUCUUGGGGAGUUGCUAGGAUCAGGGGCCUUCGGAGAAGUCAUUAAAGCAGAGGCUAUAGGAAUAAACAACUUUAGUCCCAGAGACAAAAGUCAAAAGAAAGGUCACCGGCGACCUAAAAUGUUUCGUCAACACAGGGCCGGCCAUGCGUACCACGAUCCCAGGAGCAGUACGUACACGAAGACCAUCGUAGCUGUAAAGACUGUUAAAGGUAAUGUUUCAAGUUAAGAGAUCUCUAUUUCAACUUGUGUAACAUUUACCAUGGAGCAUGGGUGGCUGGUACUUGUCGGGGGUUGGGGGAGGGGGACAAAAAAGGAAUUUGGUUUAUAGUUACUGUAGCAGCUGAUAAUAUGCAGGGGAGGGGACGAGUUACCAGGUUACCUGCGCGGUAAUGAUUUAGGAGACGGGGUAGGGUUGAUUUGGGAAUCUGUGCCUACCAGUGAAAAAAACUCCAGCCAUGCCCCUGGAUUCAGCGAGGGUGAGGUGGGCAAUUCGCACAGGGCCUCUCUUAUGCAUGAGUACCGUUCGUGCUCGUUCCUAUUGCUGAGGUUUGUGACAGUUAAACUGAACGUUGCUUGCGACAUGGUCUCCACUAGACCCUGUGGAAAGUGCACUUUUUUUAACUGACCGAGUACGAUAUUUUGCCGCUUCAGGGGGAGCUACUAAAGAGGAAGUAAGAGACCUGGCGUCAGAGCUGAAAAUUCUAAUUUACGUUGGAGAACACAAAAACAUUGUAAACCUCCUUGGUGCUUGUAUCAAGCGAGAUCGUAUCCUUGUCAUUCUGGAAUAUGCACCACAUGGGAGUUUACAAGAGUUCUUACAAGGCAAGCGAGAUGUUUAUGAAGCAACCUGGACUACGACUGCGAGUAACCCGGAGAUAGGAUUGAAUAUAUCAAAUCUUGUAAACUACUCUUACCAAAUAUCCCGUGGAAUGGAAUAUCUGGCGUCGAAAAAGGUAAUGUAGUAAUGUUGUCCCGUUCAAGGAUUCUCACAUUUCUGAAGAAAAUUCAGUUCUAACAAGAGCUGUAGUGGCUCUUGGUUGUAAUAGACCCUUUUGGCUUAUGUUUUAUUUUCCCAUUUCACACAACGUGAUGUUCUCAAGGCAAUUUUCGUUUUGUCUUUUCAUAAAAUAUACAUACAUAUUUUAAAUUAUAUCGUAUUGUUUGCAAAUUAAAAACAAGAUAUAUGACAACAAUGGUAACUAUUAAAAUCCUAUUUACAAUUAAUUCGCUUUACAAUUCCUGUCGAUUUAAAAAGCACUCAAUUGAGCUUAGAGAGAAGUUAAUUUAACUAAGAAAAAUUUAUUCGAAUUAAAAAGAUUUCAUUUCAAUUAAAAAAAUAAUAAUAAUAAAAAAAAACAUCAAAAAUCUAGGCCUAAAAUUAUGAAUACAGAUGUAGACCAGCUACAGUGAGAGUGAAGUCCUCUGAGACCUCACGUGAUUUGAAUGGAUAUCUAGAACCUCUGACGCAUUUGUGUACAGUUCUUAAUAUAGAAAACGAAAGCUGUAUUCGAAGCCAGGAAAUAACGCUGGCGUAGGGUUCAUCGUUCUUAGUCGAAAGCUUAUUUGCGAGAGUUCUUAAAAAGUUCUGAUAGUCGAGUGCCAUGCUCCCAUUUGUACCAAACACCAGUGGUGUAAAGGUUCCCAUCUCUACAUCCAUCACUCUCUGGUUGUAUUUCCUCUUCUUCUCGUUUUCUUGCUCUUUGAAGAUCGUAGCUGUGUGCUUGCCCUGGUUGGACCGGGAGUUAACAUGUUCAUACAUAUGCUCGUGGAUGCACGAGCAAAGGACAACUUUUGAAAGGAACGGUUCUCUAGGGUACCAUCAAGUGGUCUGAAAAGGGAAGACAAAACAUACAAGCUAAAAAGGUCUAUUCUCCAGCACUUGCUUGUUUUCACCGUUUGGCUUCAAGGAGUUUUGUCAAGAUUUAAAUCGUUCAUUCGACUCUAAAUCUGCGCCUAUUUGUUUGUUUUUCGCGUUUAACAGAGUAUGACUACUUGAACCGGGCGCUUGAAAGAUUAUUAUCCAAUCAAAUCGUUUGAACUUACCGUUUUUUUUUUUUUUUUCAAAACAAGAGAUUCUCUGUUAAUGUAAACGGACCCAAAAAAAUCCACUGUGCAACUACGAAACUGCUGAUAACUUAAAAACCGUUUGAACUUACCUGAACUCUCAGGAUUUAGCCCGCAAAUUUAAUGAGAAUCUUUUGUUUUCAAAAACCGCCAUGAUUAUUAUGAUUUGUAUUUGGAUAAUCUAUUUCCAGAAAGCCCAGCUUCGAGUAUUCGCACUGUAAGAGUUUAUCAUGAGUAAUAAGUGGUAAAAAGUAAAGUAACUCAGAGAGAGGAGACCCCAGUAGCCAAAAGCUCUCGCAAAGGAUUAGAAAAAGCAACAUGUAGGAGAAAAGGUUACGGGCAUUCAGAAGCGUGCGCAACAGCUGUGACAUUAAAUCAGUCAUAAACCGGGAGCGAAAGAAGCGAAGACGUAAGUGUCUGUAGCGUUGGUUUCUCACUGACAAUUCAGCGUUCCAGAGUAAGUGAAGAGCAUUGUUUAACAAUGUUUAGUCUUUAUUUACUUUUACUUUCGGUAGCGUGUGCACUUCUCUGUUGGUAUAAAAAUUGUUUUUCCUGUUUUUACUGUGAUUAUUAUUAUCAUUAUUAUUAUUAUUAUUAUUAUCAUUAUUAUUAUUAUUACUUUUUAAAACAGCAAAAAUCUAUAUUAACAUAUGACCAAUUUACAUUCCACUAUCAUAAAAUAAAAUUUUGAUGAAAUAAAAAUAUUAAAACUAAGAUUAUAAAACACUAAUUUACAAGCUCAAGCUCACCCCAUUAUCGUCUUUCUAAAAUUAGCGGACUUAUUAUUAAUAUUAUUAUUAUCUCCUUGUUUCUGAUUUCUUGAUUUUGCAUUUCUUUUUUCAAAACAUAUCUGUUUUAUGUAGUGUGUUCACCGAGACUUGGCUGCCAGAAACGUUCUUGUUGGAGAAGACUACGUCAUGAAGAUCGCGAACUUUGGUCUCGCUCGAAAUAUUUACAAGAGUGACUUAUAUGUGAAGACAAGCAGUGGUGUUUUGCCAGUGAAGUGGAUGGCGAUAGAAUCAUUGGUUUUGAGGGAGUACUCAGAGAAAAGUGAUGUGUAAGUACAAAUGACAUUUUAAAAAAAUGAAUGAAGGGAGAAUAUGAAAAUAUGAGGGGAUCGUACUCAAGGAUGACAACUACAUAAUUAGUGCGUAACUAGGCGUUCAAAUUAAAAAGAAGCUGGCCUUUUGAUUACUGCAAUUAAGUUAAACUUGCCAUAACAUAGUUAAGUAGGCGCUCUCCGAUUGGCUGAGAAGUAUGUUUGCAAGCGAGUAACACAGUUAAACGCAACCACGCAACCAUGGUUUGAAAAACUCGACAAGUUUACUUUAUUAACCCAUAACUUAGAGGCAUGGAACUUCAAAAAUCUUUAAAAACAUACUAUAUCAAAGUUUUACGCUCAAGACGACAUUUUGAGGGAGAACAAUCCGUCCUUUAAAAUAUCACCUUUUUUAACAAAUAAAGAAGCCUUGACUGAGCUCUGCUCUGUACGUUGUAAAGCACGCACGACUGGCAGCGGCUAGAACACGAAAGAAGUGUAGGGGGGAACACGAGAUGUAGUCGAAUGUUUCUCUCUACUUCUUGAGUAGUACAACAGAAUAGAGCUCAGUCAAGACUUCUUUAUUUGUUUUAUGAAUAUAAAGAAUCCGUUUAAUUCCCAACACAUUCCUUUUUAAUUUUCAAAACAAUCUUUAUAAGAGUGUUGUCAGCACAUGUUUUAUACUCUCAUAAAGCACGCUUUUGCAACAAAUCAGAGCGCGCGUUAUAUCUGAACUUUAUUAUAAAUGCAAAACAAAAACGUACUGAUUACACGUACAAAACUUCGAGUGGAUACAACACUUCGCAACUAGUAAGAACUGCUCUUUUCAUCAGCGCCAUAAACAAAGAGCUAGGUAGGAACUUUUUCUCGUGAAAGUUGCCGCUAUAAAAGCAACUUAGCAGAAAACUGUUUUUCUGUGGUUUGCAAUUUGUACGAAUUCUCUUAAAUUCUCCCAACACCCGAAUCUCGUGUUUACAUCAGGGCAUGUAAACACAGCACAUAACGUUUUCCAUUUUUUAUAAAUAGUACUCGAAAGAAAAAGAAUACUACUGAUAACGAUUCUUGAAUGUAGCGCUUCAUAUGCAAGCCAUAUAAGUUUUGAUUCCAAUAAUUCCCUUGUAGUGGAGUUAAUAGCAGCUUACCAUAUGUUUCCUCGAGUCCAUAGUUUAGCUUAAACAGCUUAGAGAGCUUUAUUGUCACCCUUUUGGUUUGGAAUGACCCACGCUGUGAUGAGCCUUCGAGUGCGUAUGUUUUGAACCUUGACAUUUGAUAAUGCAAAUGGUCGUUUGGUAUUUGCUUGUGGGAGAUCUUUUCACUGGGCGGCACACCGUAUCCCACUAUACCCGUAAAAGAGCUCUUAGACUUUCUCAAUGAUGGAAACCGUAUGGAAAAUCCCCGAGACUGCCCUUCGGAAAUCUACAAAAUUAUGCAAGAUUGCUGGCAGGAAGGACCCGACAAGCGACCUAAAUUUGAUCAAAUCAGCCAGUCGAUUGGUACAAUACUUGAGCAACGCGCUUCCCAGGUGAGGCCUUUUUUCUACUGUUUUUGAGGCAAAGGAGGAACUAAGAGAACUUAUCCUCUCACUUGUCAGAACUUAUUGUACACUAGGUCCUUCAAAGGAAAAAAUGAAGUUUAUCAAAAGGGGAUACUCUCUUGAGUGUAUAUAUCCUUUGUUCUGAUGGGGCGAGCGGGAAUUAAGCUUUGCAGGAAGAAUAUGAAGAGAUGACUUAUACUGUGUGCUCUUUAAAAAAUUACCAAAUUUGCAAUGACAGUGGCGGAUUCAAAUGUCUAACUAAGUGGGGGACCCCGAAGUGAGCAACUUGUAUGCGCUUGUGUCACGACGUUUUCACGAAUUUUGAAUAUCUUUUAAAUUUCACAAACUAGUCAGCAAAACCUAUAGACCUAAAAAUGGUAUUUUCUGCCUUUUGAUAACGUUUAGGUUUCCGUUUUGAAAUCUUAUACUUCGAAUGCGCCCAUAGAUAUGGUGGAGAUUUUAUUUUCGCGGGAAGAAGUGCCCCUUAAAAUGUGUCUCAAAAUAAACUGAUCCGUAAAAACGCCGUGACAUAGGCCUAGUAUGGAAGUUGCUCGCUCCGGGUUAUGGGCUCCUGGCUGGUAUGUUUAUUCUAAACUUCAAUAUUGGGCUUAUUUUUCACAACAGAGUGUCGCGACCGAGUACCUUCACUUAACAGAAGACAACAACGGUGACAGAAAAGAUUACUACCUUGAACCACAUGAUUCAGACCCCACUGUUCCUGUGACGAGAGCAGAUGUUUAUGACAGGUUAGUACUCUCCAUUAAGCAUUUGGCUUUUGUUCUUGAAAAGUUCUGGGUUGUCCACACCCGGUAUUCCGUACCCACAAAGGAGCCAACAAGUCCCAGGCUAAAGAACUUCCCAAUAUUAGUUCGACAAUAAAUACGUUUUGUUAUGUUAAUUCAAUAACUGAUAGGUAGGGUCAGUUCUGCUUAUAUACUAGCUUGGCCACUGAGGGAGCGCUUAUUUGGGGAAGAAAUAGGUUCUUCAAAGGAGUACUGAGGAGACAGUAUAUCGUUAAUGAGACACGUGCAUGGACAUGGCAAAGAACGAAAGGGACUCAGUUACAUUGUUACGUAAGAAAUAACAUUGCUUAACUCGUGGAUACAGAUAAUGGUCUUGCUGUGCACGGUAAAUUUAAAAUUGAGCCGAACGAGUGGCUACUAAGAAACUGUUCCCUUAUGUCAAUGCUGGCGUUUAAUCCAAGGUAAACAAGCGUUCAGAGAAUGAGAGAGGAGAGGAGGUUCCCUUAUAACAUCACUUAAUAUAUUUAAGACCGUGUGCUGGAGGUGAUUGUUAUUCAGGGAGACUCUUAUUUUUCAGUUUGGCCCGCGAAUAUUUAGGGGAAGACGCUUAAUCAACGUGAACGCCUUUUAUUUUUGACCUUUAAGGCAUAACAGCGUGUUAAUCUCAGAGUGAGAAAGUCUAACUCCGUUCGUUGCGUACAAAUCAAGUUUCGAGUCCAUUGCGGUUGGCAUCAAGAUUUGAAAUAAUGAUAAUAAAAUAGAACAUUGCGAUCUUGUCUCACAGAAUUAUCGGCUCGUCGUAAAAUGUUUUCGUGUGAUUUACGUUGCCUUCUAUAAUCGUGCGCAUGACCUAAAAUGUAUGGUCAAUUUUAUAGGAAUCUACUAUGGUUGACAGCGUUGUUUUCUUCUUAUAGGCGAUCAAGUGAAAAUAUUGCAAACAAUCCCUUGCCUCCAUUACCAGGUGACGUGGAAGAUCAAUUCGAUCCGGAAUCGGAGGAGAGACAACAGAUGCUGAAAUCAGAGAUUUACGGUGGCUCGUCGGGGAGUGAGGGCGACAUAGAACUAGAAGAAUUCAAUGGUAAUGAGCAGGCUGUGGCCUUGGAAGUGACGCCUAUUGCUCACUCUACAGAAAAGGCCGGAAAUUCAAAGAAGAAAACCACAAUCGUCUGA